AAACGGUAUGUAAAUCAUGACUUCAAAGAAACUUGAGUGAUCGGAGAAAUGUUUAAGUAAGAAAAGUCAGCUCUCUGACUCUGACUCUACUCUACCCCAAGAGGCCAUGGUAUGAUUCGAACCGCGACCUCCCCAUGCAGCUAAACUAAGCUAACACAGUUCCGCCUCCUGAACGAGUUAAACUAUCAACGAUAGUGAUAGUGAAACGUUUUCAUCAUGUCCAUGUGCUUUGAUGUGAGUGUGGUGUGAUCCAAAAUCCAAGUUUAGUUGCCAUAAGGAUAAACUUGAUGAAUUUUCGUACUUCGCGAAGAUAUUUGAUAAUUUUGUGGUGAUAAAAGGUAAUCAAUCAGAUCCGUUAUGAAAUGUAUUGGAUGUGGAAGAUGGAGUUCUGGCGGCCUUCACAACGUUCCGCAGGAACCAGAUUUACGAAAGCUUUGGUUGAAUGCAUGUGGUAUUGAUGAAUCAACUAAUAUGGCCAAGAAAGCAAAAUUAUGUGAACAGCAUUUUACUGAGGAUGAUUUUGUUCCCAGCGAUGUACAAUCACGAAGGCGUUAUUUGAAGAAACACGCUGUACCAAGUAUUAAAGUCGAUCCAGACCCAUCCAGCAAUCAUCAAGUCGAUUAUAAAUCUCAUUGUCUUAUAUGCGGCGGCUUAGAUGGAAGGAAACAGUCUUUUCAUUGGAUUCCUGUAGAUCCCAACGUUAGAGAACAAUGGCUGAGAAACGUUGGGAUAGAAGUAGCCGAUUUCAACACGACCCCUCGUUACUUAAAACUAUGCGAUUCUCAUUUUAGUGAAGACGACUUCAUUAUUCAUCCACAAUCGAAAAUACGCAGAUUACGAAAAGGUGCGCUGCCUUUCGCGAUAAAGCAAAAAGAACCAUCGAAAUCGAAAAUCUUAAAAGUCAACUCCUCUAAAACCUCAUCUGCAAAAUCCAAAGCAGUUGUUGCCGUUUCAAAUGCGGAGAACAUUUCAUGGGUACCUGAGAAAUUUUCCUUGAGAAAAGAAACCGUCACUCCUACUAUUGAUUUGACUUCUUCUUCGAGGAAAGGAGAUGUUACUCUCACUAUAGACUUGACUUCAGAAGAUGACAAACAUGCGAAUCCCAAAACUGUCGUCGGUUCAAGUACCAAAGACGUUUAUUCCGAUAAGAAGGCACUCGAUCAAUCCAGUAUUUCUUCUUUGAAAAAGGAAGGCGUUUCUCAUACUGUAGACUCGACUUUAUUGGAAGAUGUCCAAGAUCAAAAACCUGAGCAAGGCUUAAAAAGAAAACGGAAAAAGAAAAAAGUUCGAGUGGAAAACGAAUUAAUAGAUCCUGCAGAACCGUUGGAAUUGAAAAUCACAAAAAUGAAUUCUAAAACAUCUCAGAAAUCCGAAACUGUCUCCGUUUCAAGUACAGAGGGCGUUUCCGAUAAGAAGGCACCCGAUCAAUCCGGUAUUUCUUCUUUGAAAAAGAAACACAUUUCUCUUACUGUAGACUCGACUUUAUUGGAAGAUGACCAAGAUCCAAAACCUGAGCCAGACUUGAAAAGAAAACGGAAAAAGAAAAAAGUUCGAGUGGAAAACGUAUUAACAGAUCCUGCAGAAUCGUUGGAAUCGGAAAUCUCAAAAAUGAGUGCUAUUAAAACAUCAUCUCAGAAAUCCGAAACUGUCUCCAUUUCAAGUACAGAGGGCGUUUCCGAUAAGAAGGCACCCGAUCAAUCCAGUAUUUCUUCUUUGAAAAAGAAACACAUUUCUAUUACUGUAGACUCGACUUUAUUGGAAGAUGUCCAAGAUCCAAAACCUGAGCCAGACUUGAAAAGAAAACGGAAAAAGAAAAAAGUUCGAGUCGAAAACGUAUUAACAGAUCCUGCAGAAUCGUUGGAAUCGGAAAUCUCAAAAAUGAGUGCUAUUAAAACAUCAUCUCAGAAAUCCGAAACUGUCUCCGUUUCAAGUACAGAGGGCGUUUCCGAUAAGAAGGCACCCGAUCAAUCCAGUAUAUUUUCUUCUUUGAAAAAGAAACACAUUUCUCUUACUGUAGACUCGACUUUAUUGGAAGAUGUCCAAGAUCCAAAACCUGAGCCAGACUUGAAAAGAAAACGGAAAAAGAAAAAAGUUCGAGUCGAAAACGAAUUAACAGAUCCUCCAGAACCGUUGGAAUUGAAAAUCUCAAAAAUGACUUCUUCUAAUACAUCAGCUCAGACAUCCGAAACUGUCUCCGUUUCCAGUACAGAGGACGUUUCCGAUAAGAAGGCACCAGAUCAUUCCACUGUAUUUUCUUCCAAAAAGAAACGCAUUUCUCUUACUGUAGAAUCAACUUUGGAAGAUGUCCAAGAUCCAAAACCUGAGCCAGACUUGAAAAGAAAACGGAAAAAGAAAAAAGUUCGAGUCGAAAACGAAUUACCAGAUCCUCCAGAACCGAUGGAAACGAAAAUCUCAAAAAUGACUUCUUCUAAUACAUCAGCUCAGACAUCCGAAACUGUCUCCGUUUCCAGUACAGAGGACGUUUCCGAUAAGAAGGCACCAGAUCAUUCCACUGUAUUUUCUUCCAAAAAGAAACGCAUUUCUCUUACUGUAGAAUCAACUUUGGAAGAUGUCCAAGAUCCAAAACCUGAGCCAGACUUGAAAAGAAAACGGAAAAAGAAAAAAGUUCGAGUCGAAAACGAAUUACCAGAUCCUCCAGAACCGAUGGAAACGAAAAUCUCAAAAAUGACUUCUUCUAAUACAUCAGCUCAGACAUCCGAAACUGUCUCCGUUUCCAGUACAGAGGACGUUUCCGAUAAGAAGGCACCAGAUCAUUCCACUGUAUUUUCUUCCAAAAAGAAACGCAUUUCUCUUACUGUAGAAUCAACUUUGGAAGAUGUCCAAGAUCCAAAACCUCCUGAGUCAGACUUAAAAAGAAAACGGAAAAAGAAAAAAGUUCGAUUGGAAAACGAAUUACCAGAUCCUCCAGAACCGAUGGAAACGAAAAUCUCAAAUAUGACCUCUUGUAAAACAUCAUCUAAGAAAUUCAAAUCUGUUACCGUUUCAAGUACAGAAUAUGUUUCCGAUGAGAAGGCACCUGAACAUUGCAGCACUUCUUCGAAAAAAGAAGACGCUUCUCUGACUGUAGAAUCCAAUUUAGAAGAUGUCAAAAAUGAAAAUCCUCCUCAAUCUGAGCUAGAAAAAAAAGAGGGGCAUAUUCGUCGCUUGAAUAAUAAGAUAUCAUUAUUAAAAGGAGAAUUAGCACUUUACGAACCCUUUUACGAAAUCCUACUUGAACAAAAAUUAGUGAUGAAAAAGGGGAAAAAAAUGAUCAAAGAAAUCCUACAAAACCUGGAAGCUACGUAAAGUGACUGCAAUAUUGAUCGAUGUUGUGUUUGUACGUACAAAAUCAUAGUACGAGAUUUAUAAAAUUACUGUGUUCGUUGUUUUAAUUUGUAAGAUUUAUCAUGUCGUUCAAAGUUGGAGUUGACUUUGUCUUAUAGUUACGUAUUUCUAUUUUUUAUUCGCGAUGUUCUUCUGUUUUAUUAAGUUUUAUAUAUUUUUAGAUUAAUUGCUGUUUGCCAGCAAUGAAUUUAUAGAUUCCUGUUAUUACAUAUUUUCAAUUUUGUUCCAACUUUAUGCUCUUUCCAUUUCAAAAUCUAUUUAAAUUGGAAAAUUGAAAAACAAUAAUUAUUGAAAUUUCAAGAUUUUAGAGUCAGUUUAUCAGUACGUUGAAGUUGAAACUGUUGAAAGGUACGUGGAAUAAUAAUAAAUAAAAAUAAAUUUUGAGCACCUUUGUGACGUCAUGAAAAAUUCAAAAUCCGUUCGCCAAUCUACCAAUCAUAUACUUGGAAAAAUAGAAAGACCUUAUUCGCAUACGGCUUUGGCUUUGGUGAAAAAAUCAAAAUAUUCAAAACAUCAUGUAGGUACGCCAUUGCUCAUUGCUGAGUCUGAGUUUCUGUGAAAAUGUUUUUUUUUUCGUAAAAAAUUCAUGAAUAUUUGCCUCUUCGGCGUGAUUUCUGUUGCGAUUUAUUGUUUGAGUAUUAAUUAGUUCAGUUUAGUGUCACUUCUUAUAUUUCAUGAUUCAUUGAUAACGCCUGUAUCCGUUGAAGUAUAAUUUCAUCUGGGUUUGAAUUCUCACACUUAGCAUCAACCGAAAUUCUUG
This is a messenger RNA of Planococcus citri (citrus mealybug), 4105 nucleotides long. RefSeq lists its product as uncharacterized. The record is from RefSeq and is a predicted model, not a curated record. Bases 358 to 3306 code for a protein of 982 amino acids. The transcript is spliced from 22 exons. Lineage: Eukaryota; Metazoa; Arthropoda; Insecta; Hemiptera; Pseudococcidae.